Molecule: messenger RNA, 2365 nt
Organism: Baudoinia panamericana UAMH 10762
Lineage: Eukaryota; Fungi; Ascomycota; Dothideomycetes; Mycosphaerellales; Teratosphaeriaceae
Exons: 1
Coding region: 155-2365 (736 amino acids)
Biological process (GO): meiotic cell cycle; microtubule nucleation; mitotic cell cycle
Cellular component (GO): equatorial microtubule organizing center; gamma-tubulin complex; centrosome
Molecular function (GO): gamma-tubulin binding; microtubule minus-end binding
Source: RefSeq, a predicted model, not a curated record
GGCGCAAGCUCGUAUGAAUGCAGUUCAUCGUUGGAUACGAUGACCUUGAUCAACCUUGGAGACCCAAUAGCCAACAUCAACUUGACGUGUCAAACGACGCGUCUCCGCUGCCAUGCGGGCAAGAAGCUUUGAAAACGAUUGACGACCGCCCGUGAUGUUGCAUGAGAUCUUGCUGGCUCUCUCUGGCCAUCGCUCGCCGCUCUUCGACCAUGUUCAGAUUCCGGGAAGACUGGCAAAGGACAAGGCUGGAGCAACUGGCGUGACCGAACUGGUGUCACCUUCAGAAGCCGCGCUGCUAGAGCCAAUAGGGAGGCUUGCGCGACUUCAUCGUCUCCUGCGGCACCAUGCUCAAGAUAUUGCUGCCAACCAUGAAUCGAGCAUCUGCCGUGCCGUGGCGACAUCUAUCCGUGAGAAGCAGCUGGCCCGCUUUCAACAGAAGAUCCUGAUUGUCGAGAGCAGGAUCUUGGCACAAGACGCUACGCUUGUCGGCGCCUACGACAUCGUACCUCUUGCUAGUGUUGUGUGUGAGUUCGACGAGUGGCACUGCCUGAUGGAGUGGCUGUGGAAGACUGUUCGCUUUGUGCAGCCAGAAGCCCAAGGCGAGAGCCAGUCCCAACCGCAUCAGGCUUGCAACGGAGCAACUUUGAUCAACUACCUUCGUGAACAAGCCAGUACCGGCUUCCUAGAGAUUGAGAUGGCGGCUGCGGAGCUUAGCGGAGCUGCAGAAACCGCUUGGCUGAGGCAGCUAUCUUCCUGGCUUGUAUCUGGUAAGCUACCGUCACACGGCGCUCAUGAUUUCUUCAUCAAGAUGAGUACCGACUCGGAAGGCGACCAUGUCGUAUUUAGCAAAGACCAGCAACUACUACCUACUUUCGUUGCGCCCCAGACAGCAUCUUCGAUUCUGUUUAUUGGCAAAUCGCUCUAUCAAGUGAAGCGCCCUAUGCACAAGCCUCCAAUCGGCAUUGCAGUGGAUGGAGCAGAGCUUGCUACUGCGCAUCUCCAACAGCUCACGUCUCUGCGUCUGCCUAUCAUCCCUUCACAGCUUACAAGCGCUGUCUCCGCCAUCAGAGUCUCACUCUUCCAGAACAUCCUGCAGAUUCUCCUUCCGAUGGACAGUAUCGAAAACUUACUGCUGUGUCUCCGGCGAUACUUUUUGCUCGACCAUGGUGACUUCGCCAUGGCUUUGAUUGAAGAAGCAGAAACGGAGCUGCAGGCAAGGCAGCGGAGCAUCGGUCGCUUUGGGCAGCAAGAUCCAGAAAAGGCUCUUAAAGGUCUUGUGAUCAACGAUGCGGAGCUGCAACAGACCUUGACUAGGACCUGGAAAGCUCUUGCUAGGGACAACGGUGAUGGGGACGACGCAGCCGAAUACGCCGCGAAACACUUGACGCUCGCUGUGUCUUCUCAGAUAAACAGGUCCAGCUCGUCAAAUAGCUUGCACGACACGGCAGAUAAUCUACCUCGCCAUCUGUUCAGUGAUGCGCUCUUCCCGGCGCGCACGACACUCGGCAUGAAGCUCGACCCGCCACUUGACCUCUUCCUGAGCCUGAGGGAGCUUGAGACUUACUCCGUCAUCAACGCCUACCUAUUGGCCAUCAGACGGGCUCAGGUCAAGCUUUCCGAGCUUUGGCGACAAAGUACAGUGCGGCGCGACCGUCUUACAACCGAGUAUCUCAAGAUGGCUCCCGAAUUACGAACCCGAAUCAAGACUCGGACUCGACAAUCUCGGAAAUUGUGGGCUACCUGCACCGCAGCAAAUCUCCUCGUCUGUGAGACUGCUGCCUACAUGGAAGGCGAAGUCGUCAAGCAGUCCUGUGAUGAGUUCGAGUUUUGGGUGAAAAACCCGACCUGUUUCGCCGACGUGGACGGAUCCGGAGUCAGUCUUGGUCGCAGCCAGCGCACCGAUGUAGCGCAACGGGAUCCAGAGACUUUGGCGGCAGCUCACCGUGCAUUCCUCGCAGCGCUUACGCACGCCUUGCUGCUCACCGAUGCGUCGUUCACCAAAGCACUCCGCUCACUUCUCGGAAAUAUUGAUGCACUCAUCGCCUUUAUCUCUCAAUUGGUCGACAUACAGCAAAAGCUUGACGUAGAAGUUGAAGCCGGCGACCAGAGCAGCUACACCGUGGAGGAGGAGCAGCGUCUUGCGCUCGAGCUGGACCGCGCGAGGAAGAGGGUCGACAGUGACAGAAGGUCUGUAAUCAAUAGACUGCGACAGCUAAACCAUAAGCGCAUCGGAUCGCUCAGAUAUCUACCGAGAACUCUGAACGGUAUGAGCGAUUUCGAGCCUUGGAAAGGCGGCGGAGUUGAUCGAUUGUUGAUGAAGCUACAAUUUGCGGAGAUGACUGACGAUGGCAUUGAUGUGGUAUAA